GUGGUUUCCACAGUCAUGAAAUGGAAGACAGUGACAGCCAUCUUUCUUUUGGUGGUUCUGUACCUGGUGAUGGGAGCAGCCGUCUUCAGAUCUCUGGAGCAGCCUCACGAGAGUGCCCAGCGUUUGGCCAUCCUGACCCAGAAGCUGGAGUUCCUGUCCAGACACUCCUGUGUGAACCAGAGCCAGCUGGAGGAGCUGGUGAAGUGUCUUCCUGUCAUCUCUGCAGGUUUUGGGAACAUCUCUCCUCACACAGAGGGUGGAAGAAUAUUCUGCAUCAUCUAUGCGUUGCUCGGAAUCCCUCUGUUUGGCUUUCUUUUGGCUGGUGUAGGAGAUCAGCUCGGCACCAUAUUUGGCAAGGGCAUUGCCAGAGUGGAGAAAAUGUUUGUGCACUGGGACAUCAGUCAGACAAAAAUCCGGGUUAUCUCCACGCUGCUGUUUGUGCUGUUUGGCUGCCUGCUGUUUGUGGCGCUCCCAGCAGCCAUCUUUAAAUACAUCGAGGGUUGGUCUGCGCUGGAGUCCCUUUACUUCGUGGUCAUCACACUGACAACCAUUGGAUUUGGGGACUUUGUGGCAGGUGGCUCAGACAUAGAGUACUUAGAUUACUAUAAACCAGUUGUAUGGUUCUGGAUUCUGGUGGGACUGGCCUACUUUGCUGCCAUCCUCAGCAUGAUAGGAGACUGGCUCAGGGUCAUCUCCAAGAGGACGAAAGAAGAGGUGGGAGAGAUCCGUGCUCAUGCUGCAGAGUGGACGGCUAACGUCUCGGCAGAGUUUAAAGAAACCCGUCGUCGUGUCAGUGUCGAGAUCUACGACAAGUUCCAGCGCGCGGCGUCAAUUAAACGCAAACUGUCCACUGACCUGGGAUUUAGCCCCGCCCCUGAACUGACUCUGCCCAGGAGGACUGUGUCGGUCAAUUUCAACGACGAACGGGACAAGAAGGAGGCCGGGCUGCAGGGCCUGAACACGCCUCUGGCCAGAAACGGGGGUUUGCUCAUGAAUGGUUUGGACCCAGAAAGAGGCGAUGGCUCAACCAUCGAACACCUCAAGUAG
Molecule: messenger RNA, 1047 nt
Organism: Paralichthys olivaceus (Japanese flounder)
Lineage: Eukaryota; Metazoa; Chordata; Actinopteri; Pleuronectiformes; Paralichthyidae
Source: RefSeq, a predicted model, not a curated record